Molecule: messenger RNA, 1356 nt
Organism: Blumeria graminis f. sp. triticale
Lineage: Eukaryota; Fungi; Ascomycota; Leotiomycetes; Helotiales; Erysiphaceae
Source: the annotation of a GenBank genome assembly
AUGAAGGAACUACUCUCCGGCGGCUUGUUCUGGACGUUGGUCGGUCCCUUGAGACAAUCAUGGAUACGUUUGGGAAAAAGAAUCGAUGAGGCCUGUGAGGGUACUUCUCCGAGAAUUCUCGUAGCAUUUUGGCUAUUUGGUCUGGUGAAUAAUGUUUCUUGCACGAUAAUAAUCUCGGCAGCCCUCGACCUCGUUGGUCCCUCGAUUCCGAAGAGCAUCGUUCUUUUCGCUAGCAUUCUUCCAGCCUUCUUCGUCAAACUCCUUGCUCCUUAUUUUAUUUUUCGGGUCCCUUACUCUCUUCGCAUAUUUCUCAUGUGGCUGGCCUCGACUCUCGGCAUGUUAUCGAUUGCUCUCACCCCACCUGUGGGCGAGAGGGACGGGGCGCUCAUAGCGAAACUAGCCGGGGUCGUUCUAGCCUCGCUUUCUAACGGACUUGGAGAAAUGAGCCUUCUGGCACUAACACAUUAUUAUGGGUCUUUUUCACUUGCCGCAUGGAGCAGUGGGACUGGUGCUGCCGGGCUCAUUGGAGCUGGCUUAUACGUCAUGCUAACCAGUACCUUUGGAAUUACUGCGAAGAGAUCGUUGCUCGUGAGUGCAACACUACCGUUUUUGAUGCCACUUGCCUACUUUCUAGUCUUGCCUCGAGAUCUAAAGAUUUUUGGUUACACCGCACUACCACAAAACCCUAUUGAACAAGAAGACCUCCGUAGGUGGGAAGACGGGCACCAAGUCAAUGAUCUAACAUCUGCUGCGGAUUUCAAUAUCAACUCAAGCUCCACGAACCUACGCAAAAGCAUCAAGAUAAACCUACGUCGCCUAAAGUCGCUAUUCAUUCCCUACAUGAUCCCUUUGUUUUUAGUGUACAUGUCCGAAUACUUAAUAAAUCAAGGGCUCACACCCAUAUUACUUUUUCCACUUGAUAAAGCGCCCUUCAAGACGUUUCGCUCCUUCUAUCCUACUUAUGCUUUCAUUUACCAAUUAGGUGCGUUUAUCUCACGUUCCUCGUCGCCUUUUUUGACCAUACAUUCUCUGUAUACACCUUCUUUAUUACAGGUUCUGAAUCUGUUGCUUCUCACCCUGCACGCCAUGUAUUUCUUUUUACCGAGUAUCUAUAUUGUUUUCUGUGUAAUUUUCUGGGAGGGCUUGCUUGGUGGCGUUGUAUAUAUCAACACAUUUUCUGCUAUUACGAGAAAUAAGCAGGGCGAAGACAGAGAAUGGAGCUUGGGCGCUGCGAGCGUGAGUGAUAGUGCCGGUAUCGUAAUUGCGAGCCUCUUGGGUAUGGUUAUGGAACCAUGGCUUUGUCAAUUGAACGUGCGCAAUGGGAGACCCUGGUGUCAGGAAGCUAUAGUUACUUAA